AUGAAUCAGCAAACAGAUGAAUAUUUCAUGAAAGAAGCAAUAAAAGAAGCAAAUAAAUGCACUCCAACAAAAAAAGCAUUUUGUGUUGGUGCAGUAAUUGUAAAAAACGGAAAAAUAGAAUCUAGAGGAUUCUCUAGAGAGUUACCAAAUAACACACACGCUGAAGAAUGUGCUCUAAUGAAACUUCCAGAUAUUAAAAUUGCCAUUAGCGCAGAAAUGUAUACAACAAUGGAACCUUGUAGUAUACGUCUAUCUGGAAAAUUACCUUGUGUUAAUAGAAUUAUCUAUUCAGGAAUAAAAAGAGUUGUAUUUGGAGUUAAAGAACCAAAUACAUUCGUGAAAUGUACAGGAAUGUCUACCCUCAGAAAACACGGGAUUGAAGUUAAAUUUAUUCAGAAAAUGGAAAAAGAAUGUCUUAAUAUUGCUCAACAAGGUCAUUCAUAA
Messenger RNA from Pneumocystis jirovecii RU7, 444 nucleotides. RefSeq lists its product as uncharacterized. NCBI's taxonomy places the organism in Eukaryota, Fungi, Ascomycota, Pneumocystomycetes, Pneumocystales, Pneumocystaceae. The transcript has a single exon. Bases 1 to 444 code for a protein of 147 amino acids. Gene Ontology annotation, molecular function: diaminohydroxyphosphoribosylaminopyrimidine deaminase activity. The record is from RefSeq and is a predicted model, not a curated record.